This is a messenger RNA of Cervus elaphus (red deer), 3296 nucleotides long. RefSeq names its product lecithin retinol acyltransferase (gene LRAT). Bases 505 to 1254 code for a protein of 249 amino acids. The record is from RefSeq and is a predicted model, not a curated record. The transcript has 3 exons. Gene Ontology annotation, molecular function: phosphatidylcholine-retinol O-acyltransferase activity. Gene Ontology annotation, biological process: retinol metabolic process. NCBI's taxonomy places the organism in Eukaryota, Metazoa, Chordata, Mammalia, Artiodactyla, Cervidae.
CAGAGCAGCGAGACCAGAGCCGGGUCUGCAGUUAACGUGUAUGCCAAGGUCUGGAUCGGACUGCUAAAAAUGUCCACAGACAUCCCAGAGUUGCAGACCUCGGGAGCUGGUGUGCUGCUGGACGUUAACUAGCGCCUGUGUGUCCAGGAGUUUGAUUAAACUACCCGCUGAUCGCACUUUUCUUUAAAUUUGAGGCUAAGAAUGAGGAAAUAAUAUCUUAAAAUUUCCUCAUACACUGCCUCUCCCGUCUUACCCCACCUUCCUUUUUCGAUUUUUUUUUCUUUUCUUUUUUUUUUUUUUGUGGGAAAUGGAAUUUUCUUCUUCUUGCUGGGACUAAAAUGUGAUUCGAAAUCUUUUGUGAAAUGAACAAAAGUCACCAGCAGCCGGACGUCUGGGGCAGAGCGCUGACGGCAGAUAGUGAGCGAGUGCGAAGGCUGGGCCUCAGAGGAUAAUAAGGAGCCGGCUUCAUCCCCGUCUGGUCUCCAUUCCACUCCGUGUUCCAGGAUGAAGAACCCAAUGCUGGAGGCGGUGUCGCUCGUGCUGGAGAAGCUGCUCUUCAUCUCCAACUUCAAGUUCUUCAGUUCGGGCGCCCCGGGGGAAGACAAGGCUGGGAACACUUUAUAUGAGAUCAACUCUUUUCUCCGCGGCGACGUGCUGGAGGUGCCUCGGACACACCUGACGCACUAUGGCAUCUACCUGGGCGACAACCGUGUCGCCCACAUGAUGCCCGAUAUCCUGUUGGCCCUGACUGACGACAGAGGGCUCACGCAGAAGGUGGUCUCCAACAAGCGUCUCAUCCUAGGCGUCAUUUGCAGGGUGGCCAGCAUCCGCGUGGACACCGUGGAGGACUUCGCCUACGGAGCCGAGAUCCUGGUCAAUCACCUGGACAGGUCCCUCAAGAAGAAGGCGCUGCUCAACGAAGAGGUGGCGCAGAGGGCAGAGAAGCUGCUGGGCAUAACUCCCUACAGCCUGCUCUGGAACAACUGCGAGCAUUUCGUCACCUACUGCAGGAUGUCUCGAAAUGCACGGAGAAAGAAUGUGGCAAUGCCGUUCCGCUGCCAGCGACGCCAGAGAGCUGCCCAGUUAUUGCCGCAGAAGUCAUCAGGGGGUCCACCCAGCAUAGUUGAAAUGACAAGGGCAGGUGACUGGGAGGGUCACACAAAACCUGUCGCCUUAUGCUUGCAACUUUACCCAAGAAUUGGCAGUUGGAAGGAAGGUGUCCAGAGUUUAUAUUUAAUCUAUAACACUGUCUAGUACAAAUUGUUGUGCCUUUAAAACAAGGAAGCAUGCCCGUUUUCCCUAUGAGCUGCAGAGAGAGAAUUCUCUUUGCUUAAUAUAAACUACCAAAAUAUCCAUUAGGAAGCCCUCCCUGGUAGGUUUUUUACUCCUGUGGCUGAGCUUGAGGGAAAUCUUCUCCUUGGUAUUCUGCAUUUCUUUUAUGCUGGCUUUAAUCCCCAUUUAGACUUCCCCAUUGUUAAGCAUCCUAUAUCCACUAGCCCCACAGUUGGGUUGGAGUGUUUCAGAGUUCCCCAGAGAUUAAAACAAUUGGUUUUCCAGAAGAGUCAUUAAAUGUUGGAAGGUAAUUUUAUGGGUACUUUAAAAAAGUGGGGGGGGGGGGGACUGUUAGAAUUUAAGAUGAUUAAAUUAGCUACAAAGCCAAAGGAAAAAAUAGUGGAUUUUUUUAUUGCCUUUUGAAACCUUUUAACUUAUAAAAAUCACAUUUUAAGCCUGCAAUUUCAUUUGCAAUUGGAAGUCUUAACCUUCUCUGCAGUUGCUAAAGAGGUGCUGUUACUGUGCAUCCUUCACAAUGAAAAUCUGGGCAACCACAUAAUACAUUUCAUUUAUACUCUUCAUGUUUAGAUAUGUUGGGACCAAAAGAAUCUAAGUCCAUGUAACCAGUAUUUUAUUUUUCCACAUAUAAUUUUUUGACCCACAUGGGAAAAUCUUUCCUCUUUCACAGAGCAUGAAAGUAUAGUGCUUGUUUACAUCCAUAUAUGAAACUCCUUACAGAAUAUUUAUAAAGCCAUAACAGACUCAAUCUAGGAAUUCUAAGUGAAAUAAAAAUACAGUUAAAGCACUGUGCAGUGAUUCAAGAAUCACAGCAUCAGUCCAGGACUGUUUAGAAAUGAGCUUCACCACAUUUACAAACACUGGCUCCAAAAGUGUUCAAAAGGAAACAUGUCAGAUUUACUUACGACCCAAGCAAGUCAUUUCUCUAAGGAAAAACAGUAUUUCCCUCCCAUAAUUAGGAGUUACCCUUUCAUGGAACACAUAUAACACUGUAUUGUAUAUUUCUACAAAAAAAUAGUACAAGUGCUUUUUUAAGGUAGUAAAAUAUUUAAUCUGCAUAAAUAACUAGUUGGAACAGUUUUUCCUCUUUGGAAACUUUUAAAGGUUUUAUAGAAGUAGAGAAGUGCUUUAAUUGCUGUUGCUGCAUAGUACCUCUUGUGAAACUGAGUUUUUGUCUUCACUGUGAAUGGUCUAACAAACAAUUUGGCCACACAGUAGAUUUCCUAGGGGAAAAAAAAAAUCCCCUUCCCAAAUUUUCCAAUUCUAAGGACUGUUUUUGAACAUGCUCUGAGAGAAGUAGGUCAUUAGUUCUGAAGGAGGACUGGCUUUUAUUUUCUAGAAACAUGAGGACUGCCUUGCUUCUGGGACUGGUGAUUGAAUUCUCCACAUAUACAACUGUUAUCAGAUUAACGUGAGAGUUACACAGUUGUCUUACUUAAAUUUGUAUUUAUAAAAUCUCUCAAGAGCACUUUCCCUCGUGAAAACACUACAGUUAAUCAUGUGAAAGUGAACUGGAAGAGAAUCUUUUUUUUUUCACUUUGGCAGUGAUGCUUUUUUUUUUUUUUUAAACAAGCUUAGAAAAUGUAGAAUUAAACCAUUUUAUAAUAAUUUCAGUAUUUCAUAAACUAUAAAGCCCUUUAAUUAGUAACUAUUAUUAUUUCUUAUGCUUUUCUUUUCUUUGCUGGUAUUGCUUUGCAUUGCCAAAAUGAAUACAUGUACCCCUUUUAAUUUGCAGGGAUUUGUUGCUCAAAGGUGCCCCUACAGGCUUCUUAAUAUUAAUCUAGAACUAGAGGGCAUUUCCUACCAUAGAGCAACACCAGAGGUGCCUCCUGGACAGGACAUUAGAAAUGUGAUGAUCCUCUUAUGGGGGAAAGAAAGUCCACAAUGAUUCUAAUUAAUUAAAUAUUAUUGGGAAAAAAAAUUAAAGAAGAAUGACUAUAUCAAGACAGUAUUCAUAUUUAUCUAAAUGUAUGUGUGUAUGUUUUAGUUGUGUCCAACUCUUUGUG